AUGUCUUUAUCAAAUUAAAUUUUUAGCUUAUUAAGUUCACCAGAAACAUACAAAUAAAUUAAGCAAUAUAUAACAAGAUUAAGAGAUCAAGAUGAGUAAAACUAUAAAUCAUUUUAGGAAUGUCUAUUAACCAAUAUGUGAUGCUAUAAUUAAAGGUCUGAACGUUAAAGAUCAUGUUUAUAAUUUAAUGGCUGCUUAAUUAGGUAAAGAAUCAGUAGAACAACAAAAUAUGGAUUUUAACAUUAUUUUUUAAGAAGUUUGUUUACCCAAAUAUGAAAAAAUAGCUGAGUUCAAAAAGGACGAUCUCAGCGAUGACAGAGGAAGAUAUUAUUUCUCAGAAACUCCAAGUAAAGAAUAAUCCAGUUAGGGAAUUAGUUUAUUGAGAAUUAUUUUAGAGAGUAUAGAAGUAUGGGCAAAAACAUAUACUUGUAAAAGUGAUAAAAUUACACAAACACUUUUUUUUCAGACAUAUUUUAAACUUUGUGUGAAAAAAAUAAAAUUUCCACAUGAAUAUAAAUAUUAUAAUAUAGAUGAAGUCUAAAAGAAUAUCUCCUCUUAAUUUUAAACACUCAUUUAUCAUUUAACUAAGAAUCAAAAUGAAAAUAAAUCAAAUUCAAUGUAAUAAACUUCACAAAUAAUUUAGUAAGAUUAACAAUAAAAGUAAAUUCAAUUUAAAAAAUAAAUCUUAAUUCGUAAAUCUAGCAGUAUUUCUACUCCUAUAGAUGAAAAAGAGGCAGAAAUAAUUUCAAAAGCUCAGAAAUUUAAAAAUAAAUUUAACUUAUUGAAAAAUUAAUUAUCAGAAAAAGCUUUAAGAAAUAAUUUUAAAUCAACUUAAUAAUAUAUAAAAGAUUUAACAGAGGUCAAUUAAAGCUUAGAAUAACUAAUGAAAGAUUUGGAUAAUAAUUUUGAAGAAUUCUCAAGUUAAUAUGAUGAAGAUAUUGCUUUAGAACUUUUGGAGAUUAGUGAUUAACUAAAGGUUCUCUGUUAAUUAUUUAAAAAAUUACAAAAGAAUGAAUUAACUCCAUAAAACUAUAGAAAUACUGUUGAGAAAUAUACAAAAUAAGUUCCAGAUUAAAAGAAAGAUAAAUUAAAUUAUGAAUAAUAAAUGGAAGAUUUUUAAAUAUAAUAUAAUUAAAUAAUAGAGCAAAAAGAAAAAGAAAAAUAAAUUAUACAAUAGGAACAUGAAAAAAAGGUAUCAAAUUUAGAACAAUAAAUUACAGAUUCAAAUUAGUAGAGAAAUCUAUUAGAGGGUUAAUUAAAGUAAUUGUAAAUUAACUAUAGAGAGCUGAAAAAUAAUUCAAUUUAAUAAUAAGAUCUAGAAAGAAUGAAUAAUAAUUUAAUUGAAUAAAUAAGGGAAUUGAAUUUAUAAUAUGAAUAAAUGUAGAGAUAGAGUGAAGAGAAUAGCCUUAAAAUAGAAAAUUAGCGAUUUAAAAUAUCUAAAUUAAAAGAGGACAAACAAAAGAUAUAAUAGGAAAUAGAAAAUUUAAAAAGCUAAUAUAAUAGUGAUAUAACCUAAUUAAUAAAUUAAAAUAGAUAAUUAACAGAAAAUUAAAAUAGAACGAUAAAUUAAUUUCAGGAUUAGAAUGAAUUAAAUAGGGAAAUUUCUGAACUUAAAAAAUAAUUAAAGACUGAGAGGAUAAGAUCUGGUUUAUUGAUGGAAGAGAAUAAGCAGAUAAAUUAAACGAUAUUAAAUCUUCAAUAAUAAUUAAGUACUAGAGAUUAAACAUAAUAGACCAAUUAAUUUGUUGGUCAACAUAAUUAAGACUUAUAAUAAUGUUAAGCUGAAUUAAUAAACUAUAAAUAAUAAUUACGAUAGUUGGAGGCAUUGAAAAAAACAGAAGAACAUUAGUACAUAGAGAAAAUAAAUAAUCUUGAAUAACAAUUAUAAAUAUAAUUAAAGGAAAGUGAAAAACAUAAAACUUAAUCUAUUUCUCUUAAUUAAUAAAUUAUAGAAUUACGUAAAGAAUUAUAAAAAUAAAAAAAGUAAUCAGGAUAGGAAUAAAUAAUAUAAUUUGAAAAUCAAUAACCUAAAAGUAAUUAUAAUCUUGAGUAGGCUACUUAAAGAGCUAAUUCAAAUAAAAGAGAAUAAACUUAACCUAGUACAUAAAGAGUUAAUUCAAAUAAACGAGAAUAAACCUAAACUAGUGUACCAUAUUUUGAUUAUUAGCACUUUUAAAAUAAUCAAAUAGAUUUUUUUGAAAAUGUCUAAAAUUUAUUUACAAAAACUCAAUCAUAAAAGAUACCUUUGAAAAGUGAAAUAAUGAUAUAUCCUCAUUAAACUGCAGAAUCGUAUUAUAACAAAAAAGUUCAACCUCAUAAAGGAAUUGUUAUUAAAUUUCAUAAUUUUUUAUAAAAUCGACUUAUAAAUCAAAAUAAUUUGACAUUGUAUAAAAUUUACCAUUUGAAUAGAAUCAAUCAUACAAUUUUUGUUGAUAAUUAAGAAUUAAAAAUUGGAGUUCUCAAAUAAGUUCAAUAGAAUAGUUUCGAUUAUUAUAUAAAUUAUGGUUUAUAUUUAGAAACUGGCUUUAAAUGUUUGAAGUUAAAUGCAUGCAUUAAAAAUUCAAUGAAUUUUAAAACUAUUUGGACAUCUUUUCAAGAGAUAUAGUAAAAUUUAUAUUAUAAAUAAUAAAUGCUUUUGGAAGUUAGUAUUAAAGUAAGAGAAAGAGAAAUGAAUGAAGUGCCAAUAUUGGAAAUAAAUUAUAAGUAAGUUAUGAUAUUAAUAAUAUAGUAAUAAGAUUGAAUAAAUUUUAUUGCCAAUUCAAAUUUUAUGUUUGAUAUAAUAUCAUAAAAUAAAUUAUAAUAGAUAUCAAACUAGAUGGAAGACUUCAAAAAUAUAUAGGUCUGAAGUAUUUGAAUACAAUCAAUUAGUUUUAACUGAUCAUAAAGAUAUUACUAAAUUAAAUUAAUGUUUUAGUAUAAAAAAUCCAGAUAAAAUUAAUAGUUAUUGUUAAGGUUUUGAUGAAAUAAAAUAUAUUGCAUAGUUUGGAUUAAAAUAGUAUAAUGUAGAAGGUAUUAUAAAAUUUGAGUUGAUGCCUGAUAAUAAAAUGAUAAUUUAUGUAGGAAUUGAAAAUGGUAUGAAUAGUUCAUUGAUUAAGAGAUUAAUAAAUGCAUAUUAAAAUAUUUUUAUAUAAGUUUGA
Paramecium primaurelia is the source of this 3137-nucleotide messenger RNA. Lineage: Eukaryota; Ciliophora; Oligohymenophorea; Peniculida; Parameciidae. The record is from the annotation of a GenBank genome assembly.